Molecule: messenger RNA, 3668 nt
Organism: Amoebophrya sp. A25
Lineage: Eukaryota; Dinophyceae; Syndiniales; Amoebophryaceae
Source: the annotation of a GenBank genome assembly
CGGCAAUUUGCUCAUAUGUACUUCAAUUCAAAAACAUGGGGUAUGUUCUCCACUAGAUAUAUAGACGUAGUAGAACUCAAUGAUCCAAUGCCAGAGCAUGCGUGAACAUCGAAUACUUUGUCUUCGUGUCCAGCGCCGGGUUGGGCUAGUAUCCGGGGACCAGCAGUGUUCUGCUGGACCCGUUCGAAAUAGCAGGCAAGGAAUUCUUCUUGCAAUAGACCAGCGCGCGCAGACUGGCGGCGCAUGGAGAAGAUGGUGCGAACGCAAGUGUCGACGAUCGAGGAAAGGCUCAUAGUGCCUGCGGAGAAGGGCUAUAAUGGGGCUGGGGGGGAAAAGGAUAUUACUGUAGUGACUAGUAACAAUGAUGCAGCAGGACGAAUCAGAGGUGGUGAGCCAAGGUCCUCAUCGACAUCCUGUAACAAUUCUGGUGUGGAAGAGCAAGCGCGAUCGUCUAAGAAGUCAGAAGUCGUCUACUCCGGUGACGAUUUUCGGCGAGAAGUCUCUGACGGUGAAAACAGGAAGGAGAUCGAGGCAGUAGCAACACAUCGCGGGAUCGAAUACUAUCCUCCAUACGUACCGAAGCCCGCUAUUAAUGCUGUCGUCUCAGCAGCAGCAACGUUUUCUGAUGUUGUGCAAGAAGAUGGUCGACAGCGUAUAUUAGUAAAAGAUCCUGGUCGCGAGAUCGUCACGAAGAACGAGGCAAAAAUACCCUGCGCUGGGGCCGACGCGAAACCUACUCACAUUCCAUCCAGGUUGCCAGUCACGACACAAACUCCAGCCGAUACAUCGAGACCUCCUGCAAGAAAUUCCAACCGAGAGUCGUCGAGUGCAAUAUUAUUCGCGGUGGUUGAUGUCCUAUUCGCAAAGGGCGUGAGCUUCUUGUCGCUCUUGGACUGGCAAGAGGUGGCCUUAGUGUCGCGGGAUAUGCUAGAGAAAAGUAAGAGACAAAAGUGGUUGGGCGUCAUUGUGCUUCGAGGUUUGGUGCUUCCCUCAGACCGACGACGACUUUGGUUGCGUGCUAGUCGCACUGCUCGAAUCGUAGACCGUAUGCGUGCGUGCUUGACUUACAACAACCGAGACGGACAUGGAAAUAACGCCCCUGAGCAGCGGGCUUCUGAAGAUACUUCGACUGUUCCUUCGUCGAGUAGAUCUGUCGCUACUGAAGCGUGGACCUUCGACACUGGAAAGCUGGCCAUGCCUGUGUCUAGAAUUGUUGUAGAGACUGACGCUGAGAAUACUUCUACGCCCAAGAUAAAGGCGGGUGCAGUGACCAGCUCAGGGGACGCAGGACCAGGAAGUUGCAAAUUGACUAGCGACGAAAUCUUUGAGGUGAUCGCAGUACAAAAACUACCGGAGAUAAAGGAAACGGAGAUAGCACGUGAUGUGUGUCGUACUUUCCCGUACCUAGAGGACUUCUCAGCGCCAGAAAGGCGUGGGCGCGUGAUGCUUCAGCAGGUGCUGCGCGCAGUGUCUAUAUCACAUCCCGAGAUUGGCUACUGUCAGGGCAUGAACUUUGUCGGUGGAGUGCUGCUGAUCCACCUGCAGUUUUCUCCUGCAGCAUGCUUCUGGGUGCUCGCUGCGUUGCUGGAACACUAUGACUACAAGCAGCUGUUCGCACCUGGUGUUCCGCUUUUGGCGUACAAGAGCUACCAGUUCGCGCAAGUUGCGGAAGAACGGCACGGCAGGCUGAAGCGUCAACUUGCUCGUUACGGCUUUUCGCUCGACAUUUUCUCGCACCAAUGGAUCAUGACGCUGUUCUCGUACGUAAUUGACCCACUGCUUUGCGGAUUUCUUUGGGACGCUUUUUUCUUGCGCGGCUGGACCGCGCUUUUUGCGGUUGGUUCGGGCCUACUGAAUCUCCUGAAAGAGGAGGUGAACCAUGUUACUGGACUGGAGGAACUCUCGCGCGUUAUGAACUCACAGAAGAAAAAGGUGCGCGAUUUCCUUGUCGAGAGGCUACAGGAAAGCAUGCAAAAGGCGAGAGAACGAAAACUAGCUGGGCGCCAACGAAGUAUUCCGUCGAUUCGGAAAAACGAAGAGGAGCUCGCUGGUGUCCAUAGCAGAAAAGAACCUAUUUGCGGUCUGGCUCCAGGUUCAUCAUCAUCUUCAUCACCACCUAGAAAAAGUCCACGAGACUCUCCUAGGGAUGACGAGGAAGGCCCAUCAUCGAGUUCGCAAGCGAGCAAAAGUGCUGUUGUAGCACAAACUUCCUCAACGCUGCAAACUAGUAUAUUUCUCGGAUCGAUGGGUGACGAUCCCUUUGACAUCGAGAAUCCAUUUUCACAACACAUUGAGAAUCCAUUUCGCAGCGAAAAUGUUUAUGGUGUCGUGCAUGCGCGAGGAAGUCAACAAUUGUUCGGUGGCGUCAUCGUCGGCGGAAGCGCGUCAUCCAGUAGUUUUUCACCUUCCGCAAGAGCUGGCCUCACUGACAGAAAGACUUCAUCUCAAGAAGCAACUACAGGAUCUCUUGAAAAAAAUACAGGGCUUCUCGCGGAUGGCGACAGGAGCAGCAGCCAGCGUCGAGAGCAGGAUGCAGCAGACGUGGACGACUUGAAGCAGCAAGCGCCUCUGCCGACUUUAGAGAUCGGAUCGUCAGCCGACGGUCGAGUCUACGUCGCAGAAAGUUGCACAGAUGGCGGCUCGAUGGCGGACGAUGCGACUGCGGCACAGAUCACGACACUUGAGUUUUUGCGCGAUUUCUCAAUUGUGAGGCACCUCCAGGCGAUAGUGGCGCAGCAGCUGUACGACCACGAGGUAGAAGUAGGCUUGUCUCGUUUGCGGCAUCUAGGACGGAAAUUUCUGGUUCAGAAGUUUGCGCAAGUCCUUGAUGGCUUCCGCAUGGUGCCCAAGGCUGCAAAAGCCUCGGGUGCAUUGAGCGCAUCCGGAAAGCGCAGUCGUACGUCGAGCAAGGUUCGCGAUAGCAAGAAAAAGGAUAGUGCAUCGGCCACAGGAGAAGCAGCUAAAAGUACCGUAAGUGCGCCUACCGCGGCUUCUGCAGUCGCAAGUAAAGAGGUAAGCGAGUUGGCAGAGAGUAGAGAUGCUGCUGCGGCGUCCGCAGCAGGGGUCAAACUGGCGGAAAAUUCAAGUGAACAAGCCGGUGUAGAAGAGAAAACGGAGUCGGAGUCGCAAAGCAGAGACUCGGUCACAACAGUUUCCACUGCUGUGGGCACGUCUUCGACUGAGCCAUCCUCUGUGGCCUCAACACUUGCCUCGGACCUGGCCUCGACGAGCACUGAAAAGGGCAGCGGUGCAACAACCACAUCGCUUGGUGCCGGCGUAAUCAAAGCUGUCGGUGGUGAAGGCCGUGAUGUGCAAGUGAGUGCUUCGAGAAUCAGUGAUGUGGUAGUGGCUGAGAAAGUUCCACCGCCGCCGGCGCCGCCUCCUCCCCCAGUAAUGGAGCCUCGUUUUGACGCGUUGCCUGAAGGAUUUGAAUUUGACCAGUCCGAGUUGAUUCUUAGCAUCGACAUGAAGCACUUUGAGUGUUCUGAUCAGGCUGGUGCGAGCUCGGCGGAGGCAACUCUUAGCUUUGAUUCCCGUCGACUUUUGCGACGCUGGUCAACGGCGGCAGGGGUUUCUCCACAGAGACGGAACACCCGCGAUACGGCUUUGAAUUCACCGACAAAGAAGGCGCCAGCAAGUAGUGCGAAAACGACAGGAGGAGGGGCGGC